This is a messenger RNA of Macadamia integrifolia, 1919 nucleotides long. Its product is annotated as lysophospholipid acyltransferase 1-like. The transcript has 8 exons. Gene Ontology annotation, cellular component: endoplasmic reticulum; membrane. Gene Ontology annotation, molecular function: acyltransferase activity. The coding region runs from base 371 to 1765 and encodes 464 amino acids. NCBI's taxonomy places the organism in Eukaryota, Viridiplantae, Streptophyta, Magnoliopsida, Proteales, Proteaceae. The record is from RefSeq and is a predicted model, not a curated record. Gene Ontology annotation, biological process: lipid modification; triglyceride biosynthetic process; phospholipid biosynthetic process.
CAUAACUGCCCUCGCGUGCGUCUGCCCGGCAUGCUAUGUCACCCUGCACCAUCACCUGCACUGUAGCAUUUUUGACCUUCAGAUUCAAAAAACUAUCAAAUUCCAAACAAGGAUAGUUCGACCUAGGAAGUUGAUUCCAAUCUGACGUUCUAAUAGCUCCCAAUAGGUCACAUUUUCUGAAAUCAGAUACGUAAUAUCAGUUACGAAAGAAUUACGGAAUCUUUCUUUUCUUCCAUAGCAGGCUAAAGGCCAAAGAGCUUCACAGUCGCAAGCUUCGCACAGGUCGUCAUUCAUUGUGUUGGAGUCGGAGAGAGAGAGAGAGAGAGAGAGAGAGAGAGAGAGAGAGAGAGAGAGAGAGAGAGAGAGAGCCAUGGAGCUCGAGAUGGAAUUAAUGGCGUCGGCCAUUGGAGUGUCAGUUCCCGUUCUUCGAUUUCUUCUCUGUUUCGUCUCCACUAUACCGGUGAGCUUUUUAUGGAGAUUUGUCCCCGGAAGAAUCCCGAAGCAUAUCUACGCGGCGGCAUCUGGAGCUCUUUUGUCUUACAUUUCUUUCGGAUUCUCAUCCAUUCUUCAUUUUUUGGUUCCGAUUUUGAUAGGAUACUCCUCGAUGCUCCUUUAUCGGCGUAAAUGUGGUGUUAUCACCUUCUUGGCUGGGUUCGGUUAUCUCAUUGGGUGUAAUAGUAAAUAUGUUAAUGGUGAAUCACUGCUCUCAUCUUUUUCCAAUAUAGGAGCUUUAAUGGUGUUGACAUUGAAAGUCAUCUCAUGUGUAAUUAAUUACAAUGAUGGGAUAUUGAAAGAAGAGGACCUGCGCGAAGCACAGAAGAAAAAUCGGUUGCUACGGUUACCUUCUCUGAUUGAGUACUUUGGUUACUGCUUCUGCUGUGGAAGUCAUUUUGCUGGACCAGUUUAUGAAAUGAAGGCUUAUCUUGACUGGACAGAACAGAAAGGGAUAUGGAGCCCCCAUGGGAAAGGGCCAACCCCAUCACCCUAUGGUGCAGUGAUUCGAGCUUUAAUUCAAGCUGCUGUAUGCAUGGCUUUAUACCUGUACCUUGAACCACAUUUCCCACUGUCCCGGUUUACUGAUUCUGUCUAUCAGCAAUGGGGGUUUUGGAAACGUCUGAGUUACCAGUACAUGGCUGGCUUUACAGCUCGUUGGAAGUAUUAUUUUAUCUGGUCAAUCUCUGAGGCUUCCAUGAUCAUCUCUGGUCUUGGAUUCAGUGGUUGGUCAAAUUCUUCUCCACAAAAACCACGUUGGGACCAUGCUAAAAAUGUUGAUAUUCUUGGUGUUGAGUUUGCAAGAAGUGCUGCUGAAUUGCCCCUUGUGUGGAACAUCCAAGUUAGCACUUGGCUGCGUUAUUAUGUUUAUGAGAGACUCAUCCAGAAAGGGAAGAAGCCUGGUUUCCUUCAAUUGCUGGCAACGCAGACUGUUAGUGCUAUUUGGCAUGGAUUAUAUCCUGGAUAUAUAAUAUUCUUUGUUCAAUCAGCUCUGAUGAUUGCGGGUUCCAAAGUUAUUUAUAGAUGGCAGCUGGCUAUUCCCCAGAAUAUGGGUCUGGUUAGGAAGAUACUCACAUUUGCAAACUUUACAUAUACCUUAUUGGUUUUGAAUUAUUCUGCAGUUGGUUUCAUGGUCUUGAGCAUGCAUGAGACACUUGCUUCAUAUGGGAGUGUGUAUUACAUUGGAACCAUUGUUCCUAUUGUGGUAUUCCUCCUUGGCUAUAUCAUAAAACCGGCGAAGACCUCCAGGUCUAAAGCUAGGAAAGAGCAAUGAGAUGGGAUAGUAACUUUGUACAAACUAUAUCAGUAAUGAUAAGAACUGCAUAUUUCUGGCAUUCAACACAUUGAUUCGGUGAUGAUGAGAAUAAAUAUUAUUGUUCAUUAUACUCGGCGAUUUCCUCAAUGAAUGUGGCUCAGAUGUUUAUUAA